AUGGCCGAAGCUAAAGCCCUUAUGAACAAGAAGGAUGAAAUUGAAAAGCAACUACGAGAUUUAAAUGAGUCUUUGGAAUCAACAGGUGCCGGUAUGAGCGAACCACUUAUUGAUAAUGCCGGAUUUCCUCUAGCAGAACUCGAUAUUCACGCUAUUCGCAUAAACAGAAAUGCUGCUAUUCGUUUACGCAACGAUCAUCGAGCCGUCAUGAGUGAUGUGGAAAAGGUUUUGCACAAAAUUCACGAAGCAAAUAGACGGAAAAGAGAGAAUGAUUCACAACAAAACGCUUCCUUAUCCACUGAAAAGAAUGAACUACAAAACAGCAAGAAUACUGCCACCGUUGAUUUAUUGAACCAACAACAACAAGCAAUUACAACGCCUCCUUUUGCUAUUGUAAAUGCUGUGGCACCUGACUCACCCGCUUAUGAGGCUGGACUGCGUAGAAAUGAUAAAAUCGUCCAAUUCGGUCAUGUGAACGCCAAUAAUCAUGACCAGCUUCGAGCUUUGAAUACUUUAGUGAGUACAAGUGAAAACCGACAAAUACCAAUUACUAUUAUGAGAGAUUCCUCUAGCACGGUUCGGCUAAUAGUGACACCUAGAUCUGGUUGGGGUGGCAGAGGCACCUUAGGCUGUCAUAUUCUGCCUUUGUAA
Mycotypha africana is the source of this 651-nucleotide messenger RNA. RefSeq lists its product as uncharacterized. The transcript has a single exon. NCBI's taxonomy places the organism in Eukaryota, Fungi, Mucoromycota, Mucoromycetes, Mucorales, Mycotyphaceae. Gene Ontology annotation, cellular component: cytoplasm; nucleus. The coding region runs from base 1 to 651 and encodes 216 amino acids. Gene Ontology annotation, molecular function: protein binding. The record is from RefSeq and is a predicted model, not a curated record. Gene Ontology annotation, biological process: proteasome regulatory particle assembly.